Lachnellula hyalina is the source of this 1113-nucleotide messenger RNA. RefSeq names its product putative methyltransferase. NCBI's taxonomy places the organism in Eukaryota, Fungi, Ascomycota, Leotiomycetes, Helotiales, Lachnaceae. The transcript is spliced from 11 exons. The annotation marks the transcript as partial. Gene Ontology annotation, molecular function: methyltransferase activity. The record is from RefSeq and is a predicted model, not a curated record.
AUGAGUUCUGAAGCUCACGUUCUGGCAGAUGGCGUUGAGAUUGGGGGAGGGGGGAGUGAUGUGGGUCAGGAGAAUGAGGUGUUGGGAGGAGCGGAUGUGGAUGUGGAUGUGGAUGUGGAUAUGGAAGAUGGUGGAGGGGCGAUUCCCGAGGUAGAUGGAGGAGGGGGCCAUAGGCAAGAUAUAGAUAUCGAGAUCGAUUCUGCUAUUGGAGCGGCUGGGAGUUAUGCGACUUCGACGUAUACAGCUGGCUCUAGUCUUCUGAAUAGGAAUGUGGAGGAGAAUGGGAGGACGUAUCAUGUAUAUAAGGAUGGGAAGUAUAUGUUGCCCAAUGACGAAAUCGAGUUGAAUAGACUAGCGAAACGAAUGAAUGGAAUAGAUAUGCAAAACAAAAUGUGGAGCAUCACGUUGGACCAGAAGCUUCAUUUAGCACCCAUUGGCUCGAAUCCUCAAAACGUCCUCGAUAUAGCGACAGGGACAGGAAUAUGGGCCAUCGAUUUCGCCGACGAUUACCCCUCUGCAAACGUCAUCGGCACUGAUCUCUCAGCCAUCCAGCCAGCAUUAAUCCCACCAAACCUAUCCUUCGAACUCGACGACGUAGAAGAUGACUGGGUCUUCGCCCAGAAAUUCGACUACAUCCACGGCCGCACCCUGGCCACAUGUUUCAAGUCCCCGCUCUCGGUAUUCAAGAAAGCGUACGAGGCGCUGGCCCCGGGGGGCUGGUUCGAGAUGCAGGAUAUGUGUUUGCAGCGGAGUGAUGAUGGGAGUAUGGAUGGGACGAGUUUGAAGGAGUGGCAGGAGCAUGUCCAAGAAGCAACGGCCUUUACAGGCGUGCCCUGGACGAACGUCCCGAAUUACCAACGCUGGUUCAUCGAAGCCGGUUUCGAAAAUGUCACCGAGGUUACUUUCCGCUGGCCGAGUAAUCAGUGGAGUGGGGAUAGGAAGGAGAGGUUGCUGGGUGCCUGGACACAAGCACAGAUCGACAACGGCAUGCUGGAAUCCGUAUCCACACGCCUCUUUAUGAUGAAGCUAGGCUGGUCGCAAGAGAAGCUGGACGCGUUCUUGGCCAAAGUUAAUGCGGAUACGAAGAAUCCGAAUAUCCAUGCCUAUUCUCCC